CCACAAUGCCAGAGAUACUCCCCACUGCCGAAUUCCUCGCAGUCCUUGGCUUAUCCGACGAUACUCAAUACCAAGUGUCUCCGCUGGAUCAGAGUCACACACUUAAUGUCAUCGACGAGGACUCCACUAUUCCUCCAUACUACUUCACUCCAAGGUUCUCGCCGACAUCUACCUAUCAGCCGAGUGCCGUCUCCCCACGAAGCUGCUCUGACUACUACACCAAAGAGCUGCCACUAGACAUGUCGAGGUCAAUGCCGCAACGAUUGGAACCCCCACAGUCUCAACCCUCUCAAUAUAGGCUGAGCCGCGCUGACAGCGACUUCGAUUCCCUUUAUGAUGUCACGGACGAUGAAGCAGAAGUCCCCCUUGCCGCUUCGGCAUCAGUCAAGCACACAGCACGUACAAGCCGGAAUCGUUACCCGUCCAUCGUCAUCCCCUCGCCAUCUGCUUGGCCAACCAUCGAAAAGUUGAAGAGCGCAAUGUCUGCUUCUGCCGUGAGCCAGACACCUCAUCAAUAUCUUCCACCAUCAAAGCAAGGCCUCUCAUUGAUUACAAACCACAAUCUUCUGGUACCUCCACGCUCGAAUGAGCCUUCCCUUGACGGAAGCUUGACAUCAGAAGAAAUGGACAAACUGAGUUGCCCAGCCACACCGGAGACUCAGCAGCGACGCAAUGCGGACACCGACUCAUGGGGACCAGUACAGCUCGACCCACAAGCAUUGCAGACAUUGAGACAUCUCGCCCGAUCGCGAGACUCAUCGCGAGAUUCCUCACCUGCUCCACAGUUGUCGCGAACUUCGAGUACUCGAGCUGGAUCUGGGGAGAUGCAAGAGGUGGCUAGACCUCACUUAGGUCUUCAAAUUCCCCAGAUGGCCUCUCUCAAUUCAUCAUCAGGUAACACGCCUGUGUCAGCACUCUCAGUGCCAUCCCCCGGUGGAUUCUUCUCAUCUCUCCAUACCUCUGCUCGUCACACGUGGAGCAUCCCAAAGCGGGAAGAGUCUGCCCCCAACACGUCUACCGCCGAGCAUUUUUAUCAGCUUCCGUGGUCCACCCGACGCAACACUGUACCCGACAAUGGUGUGGUGCUGGAAGGUUCUACCUUGGACGGAUACGAAGAUGGCUUGCCCACAUCACGCCCGGUUGUUCUCGGUGACAUUGAUGAAACCGCCGAGAUCAAAGAAAUCAACCCAGCGAAGACGAUCUUCCAGUACAACGAGAACUACAGCACGGAGCUUCAAAAACUGUCUUCUGCCAAUCUAGAGAGAACAGGUAAUUGGCUUGAUGACCAGAAGGAACUUCAAGCUGCACUUCGAGAAAUGAACGAUAUGAGCUCACCCAGCCUUUCGAAUGGGGAGCACAGUCGUGGUAACUCGAUUGAUAAAGUCAUCAAGAAAUCUGUCAAAUUUGCCGAACAGGUGGACGAAGCAGAGUGCGAGAAAGAGGAGACGCCGAAGAAGAUCGUGACGUACGUACAAGGUUUUCAAUACAUCCGAGAACGCUCCCGAAGACAUGAUGUGUUCAUUCACCGACAAACACGUGCCGAGGCCAUGCACGUCCACCGCAAGUGCAACCCACAGUCUCACCAAGAUCAGCUUCUUGGGAAAUUCGAACUUACCAACCCUGUGCGUCCAUCUCCGCCCCGACCAGUGUCCGAGUUCUACGUCGACGACCCCACUGUGUUGAAAGAGCGUAUUGCACGUGCGCAAAUGGAGAAACAAGCGCUUGAUCAGAUGCUCCCGACUACCUGGGUCUUGCAAGCAAUGAAGCAUCUCAAUGGCGGUAGACUCCUUAACAAACAAUCCAUCAGGUGUAUUUCCCGGACCAGUAACCCGCGGAUUCUCGAUGUUGGAGGUUUGCCAACAAAUGAUUGGGCUUGGGAAGUUGCGUACAACCACUCGUUUUCUACAGUUACCACUGUAUACACGGCAGGGCACAACCUUACCCCUAAUGUCACGGGUCCAAAGAACCACAAACAUACCUGCGUGCCUAAUCUAUGGACUCUGCCAUUUCCCAACGGUCACUUUGACGUCAUUUCAGCGCGUACCCUCCAUGAGCUCCUCAAGACCGACAAACCCCUUGGACGCUCCAUGGACGAGUACGAUCUAUGUUUGAAGGAGUGCUUCCGUUGCCUGAAGACUGGUGGUAUUCUUGAAUUCGCUCUUCUUGAUGCCGACAUCAUCCAUGCAGGUCGCCAGGCUCAAGCGAUGGGUGUCGAGUUCGGAUUCAAUCUUAAGACUCGAGGUUACGAUGCGGCGCCCACAAAAUCAUUCCUUCCGCGCCUCCGCAAAGCUGGCUUUGAGGAUGUGCAGCGCAUGUGGAUGGUUUUGCCGAUGGGACAGACAACUGCUAACUGGAGAGACACCCUUCCCGUUGGUGCCGAGCCCAAGGGUGAAGAACGCAGUAUUAGCCCCGAAGGUCAAAUCGAGGUCCACGAGGCACCUGUGUUUGGCACCACCGUUGAUGCCGCUAUGAUGACCGGAAUCGUAGGAAGUUGGUUUUGGGAGAAGUGGAUGUUAAAGUUGCAAUUGGAGAUGGGCAAGGAGAAAGAAAAACUGUUGGAAGGUGUGGUGCAGGUGUUGGAGGAAGGCGCCAAGGCAGGUUCGGGUUGGAGGUACCUGACCGGAUAUGCAAAGAAGUAA
Messenger RNA from Periconia digitata, 2639 nucleotides. Lineage: Eukaryota; Fungi; Ascomycota; Dothideomycetes; Pleosporales; Periconiaceae. The record is from the annotation of a GenBank genome assembly.